CUGUUUUUUUUUCUUUUCUGUAAUACAGAUUCAAAAUGGAUGAACAUAAGAGUUUUCUGAAAAGGUUAUGUAGACUGUGUGGGGGGCGGUGCUUGUCAUCAUUGGACACGAAGGCUGGGAAAUGUGCUAAGAGUUGUGCCAAAUACAGAGACAAAAUUCUUAGCACAUUUCAGGUUGACGUCUCCCAUGAUGAAGAAAGCACUCACCCCCCUCACAUGUGCCAUUCUUGUUAUACUUGUCUGUUUCUUUUGCCUAGGAAAGCUGCCCCCGCCUGGCCACCCCACCCAAGAACAGGUGUCUGCACUGUUUGCACAAAUUCUGUCCACCAACACCUCACAGCUGGUCGAAAAAAGAAGCAGAAACGCACAGGGGUUGGCAGGCCUAGAAUUACCCCCGCAUAUGUAGAGCACUUUAGCAGUCUCCCCCCCUCACCCACAGUCUCCAGGGAUAAGAUUUCCAAUUUUGAGCCAUUGUCAAGUACAGCCUUGAUAGAAUGUAAAAUUUGCACCCAGUUACUUGACAAUGCCCUGGAGACACCUUGCAUGCAUCUGUUUUGUUCUGGGUGCUUGACAGCACACUAUAAAUCUUUCAGAGAACCUAGCGCCCCAUGUCCAGUCUGUCAAGUACCAGUGCACUUCGAGAGCAUCACUGCCCCCCGAGGAUAUUUUGCUGAUUUGUUUUUUAGUACAGCUAUGAAGUGCACAGCAUGCAAGGUCCAUGUAACUGUGGGUGAAAUUUCAACCCAUGUUUGUUCAGUUAACCCACCUACAGUUUCAAUUGCAGAUAAAAUCGUUCAGCCAUCCACAACUCAAAGUGAAGUCACCCAGAUGUUGCUGCGUCCCCUGACUGCGCCGUUAACCCCUCAGAUGGAGGCUCUCGGAGCACACAUCUUGAAGACCAAGCUCGCCCAAUCUGCAGACGGGUUAACCACACAGUACAGCACCGGUGGUCUGCCUCUCAUGACACUUUGUGUCCCCACUCCUCGGAAAAGCAGCGAGGUUGCCUCCUCCAAAACCAUCCGACGGCGCUCAGAGAUUUUAGACAAGACCCGUAACCUUCUCAGCAAGGGUGCAACAAAGGAGCAGCACAAAGACGAACUCAAGCUAUGCCACCUGCGAAAAGAUCUGCAGGGCAUGUUGCGGGACUUAAAGAUCAACACCAUCAGGAUCCCCAACAUGCAGCUCCUUGCUGCGAAGGCUCACCUGGGAGUCUCUUGGAAGCGCACCAGGAAAUUGAAAAGAUGGUUGAGGGAGUACAACAUUCUCACCGAAGGAGAAAACGCCAUGCGUCAUCAACAACGAGACGUCGUGGCGGACAACAUCAUUGCUGAAAACCUCCCCUUUUCAUUCCCUGACGACGUCAAUGGAGGAGUUACCAUCAAGCCAGCCCCCUGCGUAGCUGUGAAGUCCCUUGUCGCUAAAGUUAGACAGCAACUAGAUGCCUACCAGAAGAACAACGAGCUAACUUGGCACGAGGGCAAUAUCCCACAGACCGAGGUUUGGGUCAAGAUCGGAGGCGACAAGGGAGGCGGGACGUUCAAACAGAUGUUCCAGAUCGCCAACGUUGGACGUCCCAAUGCCCUUAGACACACCGUAGUUGCUUGUGCUUUCGCAGCAGGUGAUACCAGCAACAACCUCAAGAUUGGUCUCCUGCGCUUCUGUCAACAAGUUGCUGAGCUGCAGUCCUGCACUUGGAAGAGCCACAACAUCAGACUCUUCAUGUUCGGGGACUAUGAGUAUCUCUGCCGAGUGUAUGGAAUCACCGGGGCUUCAGGGCGACACUGCUGUCUUUAUUGUGACAUCACAAAAGAGGACAUGCGCCAGCCCCGGGAGGAACGGACACCAUCCAGGCAGAGGACUCUACAGACCCUGGACGACGACCUCCGCAGAUUCAACGAUGAUGGCAGUAAUCUCUCCAAGGCCAAACUCUUCAACAACGUGAUCAGAGAGCCAAUGUUUAGGAUCCCGCUGACACAGGUUUGCCCCCCCGGACUUCACAUCAGUCUGGGGUUAUACCUCAAGCAUUUUAAUAGCUUUGAGGGGGCAUGUCAUGACCUUGACAUGCAAGUGGCGGCUGUGUUAGCGUUGCAAGAUGAACAUCGCACCGAGGAAGACAAUCCAGCACUUGGCUCCUGCUUCAAGAGUGUCGUCUCCGUGUUGAAGAGGGCCCGGCAACUAGAUCUGCAGGCAGAGGCCUUGGAUGAGGAAUUCCGUCAGAAAGAAGAAGACCUUGCGGACACCAUCAUGUCAUCUGUGGAGGGAAGUGCAGAUCUUCAAGCUUACAUCACUGAAACAACUGCACUGCGAAAGCAACAACAACAUCUGUUGGCGGAGGCAAAGGAUCUUCGAGAAAAGGCAGCACUUAAGCCAGGUCAAGGUCCUCUAGCUGGGCAACUUGACAUCGUUCUCCAGGAUUUCCGGGUGCAGCGACAAGCCUACCAUGGGAAGAGUUUUGUUGGCAAUCAUGUCCACAAAUGUUGCAAGGAAGAAAACAUCAAACUCCUAACCGACGCAGUAGUCAACAAAACCCGAGAUCUUUGUCCUUCCCUGGUGGGUGAAGCAAGAACAGUCGCUGCAAAGUAUGCCAAACUCUUCCAGCUGUUUGGCACUUGUCACCGGACGUUUAACACUUCAUCGGUCCUGGAUGGCCCAGCCGUAGAUGCAUUAAGCCAGGACAUUAAGAACUACCUGGCUUACUUCCGAGCCACUUUUCCAUCUGAGAGUGUGCCGCCGAAGAUGCAUCUACUAGAGGACCAUGUCAUCUCCUGGCUGCGGCAGUGGCACUUCGGUCUUGGCUUCCACGGCGAGCAAGGAGGGGAGUCGGUCCACGCCCAUCUCAACACCCUCCGGCGUGAUGUCCGAGGACUGCAUGAAGAAGUGGACAUUCUGCAGUCUGUCAUCCGGACUCACUGGGUCAUGACCAGCCCUGCCCAUGCACCACCUGCUGCCUUUUCAAAAUAAUUUCAUUUUAUUAAUUUCCAAAUCCCAAGGUUCAAUCCAUAAAGAACUGGUCACUUUUUCAUGAUGUGUAAAUAAUAUAUUUGUAAAUGUACCUUAAUCUUUGGUGUACGAGCCGCAAUAUUUUUGAGGGUCAAAAUCAAUGUAAUCUGCGACUUAUAUGCCUAAGAUUGUGGUACAAGAAACGGUGUAAGUAUGUAUCCUUUUGAUAAAAUGUACAUAAAAUCAUAUGAAUUGAUGAUGUGUAAAUUAUAAAUUUGUAAAUGCAUCUUAAUCUUUGGUGUACGAGCCGCAAUAUUUUUGAGGGUCAAAAUCAAUUUAAUCCGCGGCUUAUAUGCCUAAGAUUGUGGUACAAGAAACAUGUGUAAGUAUGUAUCCUUUUGAAGAAUUUUACAUAAAAUCAUAUGAAUUCAUGAUGUGUAAAUUACAAAUUUGUAAAUGGCCCUUAAUCUUUAAGCGUAUGAUCCCAAAGAUUUGAGGAUCAAAUUCAAUUUCAUCCGUGGCUUACAAUGCCUAAAAUUGUGGUACAAGAAACGUGUAAGUAAACAAACGUGUAAGUAAACAAACGUAAGUAUUUCUCUUAUAUGCCCAAGAAUGUGGUACAAAAAACAGGUGUAAGUAUUUCUCCUAUUAA
Molecule: messenger RNA, 3591 nt
Organism: Asterias rubens (European starfish)
Lineage: Eukaryota; Metazoa; Echinodermata; Asteroidea; Forcipulatida; Asteriidae
Exons: 7
Coding region: 36-2960 (974 amino acids)
Molecular function (GO): metal ion binding
Source: RefSeq, a predicted model, not a curated record